UAUCGCGCGGCAGCCAAGGCAAGAACUUGAGGAAGUGACGCGGGUUCGCUGCAACGCUAUUCAAGAAGUUGUCUUGAAUAACUUCUGUCCCAGUCCAGUGACGAUGCUGGUUCGUAUCUUGCAACUGUGUGUGCAACUUCUUGCGCUGCCCAUCUACGUGGCUUCCUACCUUGGCUUAUGGGAUCCGAUUUGUAAAAAAACUUUCCCAUAUUUCAUGAAGACGUUCACUAAAAUCUAUAACGAAAGACAACACAAGGUAAAGGAGUCGCUGUUCAAGAACAUGGGAGACUUCGCCGACUCCUCAGGAAAGCUCCGCCUGCUAGAGAUUGGCGUAGGCUCAGGAGCCAACUUCCAGUUUUAUCCGCCAGACACUCGCGUAACCUGCGUGGACUACAAUCCCAACUUUAAAAACGUCCUCCUGGAGAGCAUGGCGAAGAACGCGCACCUCCACUUUGAGAACUUCGUCGUAGCCUCCGCCGAGGACCUCUCCUUAGUACCUGACAGCUCAGUAGAGGUGGUGGUUGGCACGCUGCUGCUUUGCUCGGUGAACAACGUCAAGGCUGUCUUAAAGGAAGUUCUGAGGGUGCUCAGACCAGGUGGUGUAUUCUAUUUCAUUGAACAUGUAGCAGCUGGCCGAUCCACCUGGACCUACUUCUGGCAACAAGUCUGUGACCCUACAUGGAGAUGCCUCGCAGAUGGGUGCUCCGUGCUGAAAGAGACUUGGAAGGAUUUUGAGAAUGCAGAGUUUUCUGAACUGAACUUGCAACACAUCAUGAGCUCAUUGACCAUUUCUGUAUUAUGUCCCCAUAUUUAUGGAUAUGCUGUGAAGUAAUUGUUCAGUACAGGGAGAGCAUCUUUCUCCUGAAAUAAGGUUACUGAGUUCAAGGAAUUAAGGAAUUAAUAGUUGCAAUAAGAAAAAUGCUUCCUCUAUCCUAUAUGAUUCAAAAUUGAGAAAGGCUCCUAAAAGCUCAGGCCACAAUAAACCUAAACGAUAUCUUGGAUUAGGUUUGGAGGAAGAGCAAAUAAUAAGUUAGAAGUUGAUAGAAAAAGUACAUCCUACUGUUGGAAGACCAUGUGGGGGGGGGGGGGAGAGCCUAAUCACCCAUUUUGCUGUUGCAUCACUCAGUCCUGCAAGUGAGCUUCCCAGGAAGGCGGGCUAGAGGCGGCCCUGUCUUGUCUUUGGGUAUUACUCACAACCUGUGUGGAGUUCUCUGAAAGCAAAGCGAUAAUGGGCAAAGCCCUAAUUUAGACACAAGCAUAUCAGAUAAUCUUCCUUAAAUAAUACCUUGGGCAGGGGUCUUGUUGGCCUUUAGGAGAGGCCAACACAGAAGGAAGGUAACAUCUUUCUCAGCUUCUAACCUGCUGCCUACCCCCGGCGGUUGCACUCUAGAGUGGGUAAAACUGCAUAUAUUGGCAUGGGAUUAGAUGGAAAGCUAAGGCUUGGAAUUUAGAAACAGGUAUCUUGAAUCAAAGCUUGCUAACUGCUGCAUUACGUAUUAUUUCCUUGUUUUACUGAUGAUUGUAUUGCUUUUAAAGUAGUAAUAGAAAAAGAAAACAAAAAAAAUAUAAUGCACAUACAUACGUUCUCAAAAAUAACUCAUAGAAAGUGCUUGAAAAAAGU
This is a messenger RNA of Candoia aspera, 1621 nucleotides long. RefSeq names its product thiol methyltransferase 1A (gene TMT1A). Lineage: Eukaryota; Metazoa; Chordata; Lepidosauria; Squamata; Candoiidae. The coding region runs from base 104 to 832 and encodes 242 amino acids. Gene Ontology annotation, molecular function: S-adenosylmethionine-dependent methyltransferase activity. The record is from RefSeq and is a predicted model, not a curated record. The transcript has 2 exons.